UUCAUUUGGAAAAAUUUCAGGAAGACAUCUUGGCCAAGCCAUAGCCAAAGCAGGAGAAUUUGUGCAGAGAAAGAAAGAGAUAGAGAAGAGGAAACAUAUGAGCAGAGACGAAGAAGAUGGCGGCAACUUACGGUUCCGCCAUGACACUCCAACUUUCUCGGGCAGCUACACAUCACGGCCACACCAGGCCACAACAAAACCGAACACUAAGCUCCUCUCGUUCUUCCUCAAAACCCUAGUCAUGGCCUUUGUUAUCUCCCUCUUUUUCAUCUUCUUAGGAAUCGCAGCCAUCGUCCUCCUUCACAUUUGCCUCGCUGGUGGUGCCCUCCAGCGCCGCAGAAGGUGGCGAAGUCUGUCCUCGGAUUUUUCUGACGAGAAUUCUGAAUUCGGUCUUGGGUUGUCGCAGAAAGAGCUGUCCAAGGUUCCUUGCUUCAAUUACAGUGUUGCGCUAGAACGCGCUGUGAAUGGAGAUUGUGCUGUUUGCUUGGAAGGGCUUAGGGAAGGAGAGAUGUGUAGGAUUCUUCCAAGAUGCAAGCAUGUGUUUCACGCGAAUUGUGUUGAUGCGUGGUUGAUCAAGGUUGCUGCUUGCCCGCUUUGUCGAGCGUCUGUUGAACCAGGGUUGCAAUUUGGUUCAGAGGAUUAUAGGAAAUUGAGGGAAAGGGAACAGGGUUUGUAAAGAAAAGGGUUGGGGCCCUAAUUUCAUCCGUUGAUGAAUCUGUAAGUCUUUUUUUUUUUUUUCCCUAUCCAAAAAAAAAUGUCUUUUUUUCCCCUUUUUUUAGGUUGUGCACUAUUGUAGAUAAUGUUAAUAAGAAUAUAAUUUUCGGGUUUCUAA
This is a messenger RNA of Macadamia integrifolia, 832 nucleotides long. Its product is annotated as RING-H2 finger protein ATL56-like. The record is from RefSeq and is a predicted model, not a curated record. The transcript has a single exon. NCBI's taxonomy places the organism in Eukaryota, Viridiplantae, Streptophyta, Magnoliopsida, Proteales, Proteaceae. The coding region runs from base 98 to 676 and encodes 192 amino acids.